Brenthis ino (lesser marbled fritillary) is the source of this 309-nucleotide messenger RNA. Lineage: Eukaryota; Metazoa; Arthropoda; Insecta; Lepidoptera; Nymphalidae. The record is from the annotation of a GenBank genome assembly.
AUGGCGAGCUCUGCAGAUAUCCAAAAAUUUAUUAAGGAAGCGAUUUCCCAAGACAAAGUAGUUGUAUUUUCAAAAUCUUAUUGUCCAUAUUGCGUACUGGCUAAAGAAGUUUUCAAAAAAGUUCAACAACCAAUAAAAGUUUACGAACUUAAUGAGCGCAAUGAUGGAGAUGCUAUUCAAGAUAACCUAAGAGAAAUUACUGGUUUUAGAACAGUUCCUCAAGUUUUUAUUAAUGGUAAAUGUGUUGGUGGUGGCACUGAUGUCGAAAACUUAUAUAAGACUGGAAAGUUGCAGCCAAUGCUUAUUGGG